Messenger RNA from Dunckerocampus dactyliophorus (ringed pipefish), 3352 nucleotides. RefSeq names its product Rieske (Fe-S) domain containing (gene rfesd). Bases 52 to 585 code for a protein of 177 amino acids. The record is from RefSeq and is a predicted model, not a curated record. Gene Ontology annotation, molecular function: 2 iron, 2 sulfur cluster binding. The transcript has 4 exons. NCBI's taxonomy places the organism in Eukaryota, Metazoa, Chordata, Actinopteri, Syngnathiformes, Syngnathidae.
CUUGGGGUCUUGCAUCAAGAUAUUUUUAGUAUAUUGUCACAGAGAUUGCACAUGGAGACAAGUCAGAUUUUAGUUUCUGGAUGGAAUGAUGACAGCCAAAUUGCCAUGGAGCAGAAGGGGCCACCGGGAGAGCUUUAUUUUGUGGGGAAGAAAGAAGAAUUGAUGGAAGCAAAGCGCACUUUCAGAACAGUGGAGGAUCGGGAUAUACUGAUCAUCUACCACCAGGAAGGCUUCUAUGCUAUGGACUCUUACUGUCAUCAUGCUGGUGGGAUGCUGCAGAAUGGGGACAUCGAGGAAAUUGAUGGCAAGCUGUGCAUAAUUUGUCCCAAACACAAGUACAAGAUUUCCCUAGCCAAAGGUGAAGGUUUAUACAAAGGCAAUGACCCCACACAAAAAACACCUAGGACCAAAUGGUUCUCGAAAGGAGUGAAACAGCGAGUCCACACAGUAACAGAGACCAAUGGGGACAUCUAUGUAAAGCUCUCUAGGGAGCCAGCAUGGAUCGACUCUGACUACUUCCAAGGAGAGAAGGGCAAAGUGGAAAGGGCCAGGGCUGAGGCCCUUGAGACGAUGGCAUCUACCUAAUAAGUGACGCACGACGCCAUCCUCUUGCCUCAUCUGACCUCCUCUCCAUGAUGUUUGUGUUUCCAUGAAGACUGUAAAUACCGUAGAGCAUUUUAGACCUAUAGUGGCCUACAAGCAAGUCUGUUUGAAUGAUACAGCUUUUAAAAUACUUAAAAUUACAUUCAGGUUCAAUAGCAUCAGUGUUUCCUAUACAUUCAUUUAUUUGUGGCGGCCAGCCAGGACUCAAUUUGAACCACCACAAAUAGAUUUGGCACUACCUGUUCGCCCUUGCUCAUAAACACAUCAUAACGGGACUGUGAGUGUAGCGUGUGGUUCCAACGCCAAACAGUAGAUAGCAUUGACAUGCUGCUUCUUAACACAGUUCAUACACACCCAGGGCCUCGUUUAGAAAACUGUGCAUGGAUUCCAUCCCAAAACAUUGCGUACUCCCAAACCUCAGAUUCUAUAUACAGUUGUCCCUCGCUAUAUUGCAGUUCGACUAUCGCGCCCUCACUAUAUUGCGUUUUUUCAAAACAUAAAUGAUCGCUGUUUCGUGGUUGACCAUGGCCUAUUGUAAGUACAAAAAUGUUAAAAGACAAGUUAUAUGCAGUAUUCUGAUCACUAGGCAUCAGUAAUGUUAUGACACAUGAUGUUAGACUACAUUACCUUUCACACUGCAUGGAGACUGGCUACUGAGCCAGCAGAGCAGAGCCGACAUGCCAUGACUGAGACGGACAUACCAUGGCUGAGAUCGAAUGGAAAAAAAGGUUCUCUUCUCAUUCCGCAUGGAAGUGGUCAGUUUUUGGCUUUGUCCUUCCUCCGCACUCUGUUUGAAACACUUCAAGUUUAGAAUAAGUCAAUUGGAGAGGCUAACUAGUUAGCUCGCUAGCUUGCUAUACUAGUGGCAGCCGUCUGUUAUGUCCCUGCAGUGAUCCCGUAGCCUGCCGCAUUGUGAUGCAAAAAAAUAAUAAUAGGUGUGUAAAGGUGACUAUACAGUAGGGGUGUUAUUUUUUGUCUACAGGACUCUAAUAAUGUCCAUACUCAUAUUUAGAAAGUCCUAAACAGGCUUUCAAUGCUCUAACUAUGAAAUAUUCCAUUUAGUAAUAUUGAAUCCUACUUUGAGGAAAUUCACUUAUCGCGGUCGGGUCUGGAACCAGCUAACUGCGAUAAACGAGGGACAACUGUACGCAACUAAAAUUUCAGAUAUAUUGUCAUUGUCAUUAUAAUGUCAACUACAGUGAAUUGUGUGCACAAGAUCUCAACUCUAGCAACAAAUUUAGCAAAUUCUUCUGGUCUUACUGGACACCGUUGGAGACUCUUAACAUGUAUCGCUCUUCUCAACGAGCAGGCAAGGCAAGGCAAGUUAAUUUUUCAUCUGUUCCAGAUUUUGGCAGCAUAAAACUGUUUAGUUUUAACUCUGGGCACUCGCAGGAGAACACCACCUGAGCUUCUCAGCACUCGAGAUGGUUUAUGUGGCUCUAACAUGUCAGAGAGGUACUUUGCCGCAAGACCAUGAAUAGACCUGUACACAAGCAGAACUGUUUUAAAGUCUAUUCCCUGACUACAGGAAGCCCUGGCAGAGACUUGAGUACUGGACUAAUAUGGUCAUAUUUCCUGGUUCCAGUCAGGACUCGAGCAGCAGCAUUCUGGAUGUACUGCAGCUGUUUUACUGCUAGUUUAGAGAGCCCGGUGAGAAGGCCGUUACAGUAGUCUAGCCUGCUGGACACAAAGGCAUGGAUUAGUCUCGCUAAAUUUGGCUUAGACACUAUUCACUUGAUUUUGGCAAUGUUUUUUAGGUGAUAAAAAGCUGAUGAUGUUAUUGAUUUAAUGUGGGUGUUAAAGUUCAGAUCCAUUAUUACCCCUAUAUUUCUAACCCCACGAUUAGGUUUUCGAGAAAGACUCUCAAGGUGACUGAUAACACUUUCUCUUUGUUUCUGUGAGCCAAAGACAAUGAUUUCAGUUUUGUCUGAGUUUAGCUGAAGAAAGUUGUUUUGCAUCCACACACCGAUCUUUUUAAUGCAGUGACUAAGUAAAUCUGCAGGACCAUGUUCUGCAUAGUUGUGGUAGGGCGCAUUGCAGCUGCGUGUAUUUUCUAGCCUAAAGGAAGCAUGUAUAGCUUAAACAAUAGGGGUUCCAGGAUUGACCCCUGAGGAACUCCACGGGUCAUAGCCAUUUGGUCUGAGACACAGUUACCAGUUACAGCAGGUGCUGCUGUGGAUCCAUCUUGCUGGUGACAUAAGAAAACACAAAAAGAAGUGACAAAAGAAAGUUAAUUUGUAUUUCUAAACAUAUUUGCUGUGCUUUUCAUGUUUUUUCCUCACUUUUUGUCUCCCACAGCGUCCAUAAAAAUCACAUGCACAUGCAUCAUGGCCAAUUACGUAAGCAAAUUAGACAAUGACUCCAUUAUACCGCCAUCCCCCCCGCCACAAAUAGAUUGGAGUUCUGUGGGAAACACUGAGUAUAUACAAUUAUAAAUCAAUUUACUAUGUGCUUAUGAAUCAUUUAUGGUUAUUUAUAUUUACAUUAUUUAUAUGAUAAUGAUGAUUUUCAGUGCAAAUGCCACACAGUGGUAAUUUUCUUUAUUGAUUAUAAUCCUCCAGAAGUCAAGUGAAAUUCUUGUAUUUAUGUUACAUAAAUUGAAUCUAGGUGUCACUACACACUGUCCGAUGAGUGUAUGAUUGUUGUAGUUCACCUACUAAUAUUUGAAUAAAAGAGAUGCUCUUUGGUAACAGUGUUGGGCAAAUUAUUUCCAAAAUGUAAUACGUGCUGUGAAGGUGUGGCCCCCAAA